Molecule: messenger RNA, 1294 nt
Organism: Paramecium pentaurelia
Lineage: Eukaryota; Ciliophora; Oligohymenophorea; Peniculida; Parameciidae
Source: the annotation of a GenBank genome assembly
UAUGAUAUCAUUUGAUAUUGCUGUAAUAGGAGGAGGUGUAGUAGGAGGAAUGCUAACAAGAUCAUUAUCAGCAAGAUAUCCAAAUCAUAAAAUAGGACUCUUUGAAAAAGAAUCAGGUUUAGGAUUACAUACAUCAACAAGAAAUAGUGCUGUUUUACAUGCUGGAUUUUACUAUGCAUCUAAUACUGUUAAAGCAUCACUAUGUAAAGAAGGAAAUAAGACUUUAACUUAAUAUUGUUUAGAUCAUAAAGUAAAUAUUAGAAAGACAGGAAAAUUCUUAGUAGCAAGAAAUUCUGCUGAGAAUGAGAGAUUAGCUUAAAUUAAAAAACAAGGUGAUAUUAAUGGUGUAGAAUUAGAACUUAUGGAAGUUGAUAGAGCAUUAAAAAUAGAAAAGUAUCUAAAAGUUAAUGAUAAAAAUUUUUAAUUUUUAUAUUCACCAACAACAAGUGUUGCUGAUAAUAAAGGUUUAAUGAAAAGUAUUCAUGAAGAUCUAAAUUAAUGUAAAAAUGUUCAAGUAUUUACAAAUCAUAAAUAUACUGAUUUAAUUGAAAAUAAAGAUUAAUAAACAACGUUUAAUGUAUUGAAAAUGUCUAAUGAAAAAUAAUUGGUUUAAGCUAAAUAUUUUGUAAAUGCAGGUGGAUUAUAUGCAGAUGUAAUAGCUAAAUAAUUUAAUUUCUGUAAAAAAUAUGUUAUUUGGCCAUUUAAAGGGAGUUAUCUUAUAAAUAAUAGACCUAUACCAGAAGCAAAUGCUAUUAUAUAUCCUGUUCCACCUUUAGCUGGAAAUUAUUUUUUAGGAAUUCAUACAACAAUAACAACAGAUGGUCAUUUAAAAAUUGGGCCUUCUAUAUUUCCUGCAUUAUGGAGAGAAUAAUAUAAUUGGAAAGAUAAUUUUGUUUUUUCAGAGUUUUCUGAAAUCUUGAGUUUAAAUGUGAAAAAUGUUAUUUCCAAAGAUAUGAAAUUCUAUGCUUAAAGUCUUUUAAAUGAAUUAAAAAAGAUUAAUAAAAGUAUUAUCUAAUUGUAAAUUUUAGCAUAUAUGAUUAAAGAAGCCAAAAAACUCACAACAUAACUAGAUUAAAUUCCAGAAAAUUAAUUACAUGAAUAUUUUGACAGAGGAAAACCAGGUAUUAGAUCUUAAUUAUUUGAUACUGAAAAAAGAAAAAUGGAAUAAGAUUUCAUUUUUGAACAUGAUAAAAAUUCUUUUCAUUUAUUGAAUGUUGCAUCCCCUGGAUGGACAUGUUCAAUUCCAAUGUCAGAAUAUAUAUGUGAUAUUAUCUAAAAAAAUAAUUAUAUUUGA